Messenger RNA from Psammomys obesus (fat sand rat), 1697 nucleotides. Its product is annotated as speckle-type POZ protein-like. Gene Ontology annotation, molecular function: ubiquitin protein ligase binding. Gene Ontology annotation, cellular component: cytoplasm; nucleus. NCBI's taxonomy places the organism in Eukaryota, Metazoa, Chordata, Mammalia, Rodentia, Muridae. Gene Ontology annotation, biological process: regulation of proteolysis; proteasome-mediated ubiquitin-dependent protein catabolic process. The coding region runs from base 1 to 1032 and encodes 343 amino acids. The record is from RefSeq and is a predicted model, not a curated record. The transcript has a single exon.
AUGGCUGCUGAGAACUCAGGCUCCACACACAUCCCUGUCAAGACAUUUUCCUACAGGUGGACCAUUACCAACUUCUCCAUUUGCAUGGAGGGAAUGACAGAACCCAUUGCAAGUGCGACUUUCUCUUCAGGACCCUAUGACAAACACAAAUGGUGUUUAAGAGUGCACCCCAAUGGAAUCGAUGAAGAGGGCAAAGACUACCUGUCAGUUUACCUAGUGUUGCUCAGCUGUUCAAUAAGCCCAGUUUGGGCAAAGUUUCAGUUUUGGAUCAUCAACAACCAAGGAGAAAAAUGCCAUGAACUGUCGAGCCAAAGCCUUUUCAGGUUCCUGCCUGGCAGCGAGAGUGGAUUCAAACGGUUCAUCCGGAAAGAUUUCCUCUUAUUACAAGCAGAAUUUCUUCUCCCUGGGGACAGUCUCACCCUUCUAUGUCAAGUGACCAUGAUUCCAGAGUCCUGCAACGUUGGUAGACUGAACACGGCCUCAGCAAUCAAGGUCCCAAAGUGCACAUUGAGAGAUGAGCUAGGUGAGCUGUGGGAGAAUUCCCUCUUCACAGACUGCUGCCUGGUAGUAGGUGAUCAGGAAUUCAGGGCUCACAAGGCCAUCUUAGCAGCUCGCUCUCCAGUUUUCAGAGCCAUGUUUGAACAUGAAAUGGAGGAGAAGCAAAAGAACCGAGUUGAGAUCCACGACAUGAAACCAGAAGUCUUCAAGGAGAUGAUGACCUUCAUUUACACGGGGAAGGUGCCAAACCUCUACACCAUGGCUGCUGGAGUGCUGGCAGCUGCUGACAAGUAUGGCCUGGAACACUUGAAGGUCCUGUGUGAGGAUGCCCUCUGCAGGGACCUCUCAGUGGAGAAUGUGGCUCAUACUCUGUUCCUGGCUGACCUAUACAGUGCAGAGCAGCUCAAAAUGCAGGCACUGGAUUUCAUCACAGAGUAUGCUUUUGAGGUCUCUGAGACCUCAGAGUGGAAUGCGAUGGUGGUUUCCCAUCCACACUUGCUGGCUGAAGCAUUCCGCUCCCUGGCUUCUGCCUAGGAGCCUCCUAGCAAACAGCUGGUGAGAUGGUAGCACCUGGUUAGUCGUGACCUACACCUGUCCUCCAGAAGCAGCAGCCAGUGUUGUUACCAGUGACUCCUGCAUUGACUAAGGGUUGCUGCUGCAUUUACAGUGAAUCUGGGGAAGGACAGCAUGGUGGCUCAAGAUUUCACACAGCUGGGAACACGUUGGAAUGAUGCCUGGGUGAGCAGCCCUGGACUCUGGUGCACUCUACCUAACAUCUACCUCUUUUAAUUUUGUCUCAUGAAUUGGAAACUGCGAUUCAACUUAGUUGCUUGCCACAAACAUAUCCUAACAGGGUUUUUGCUUGUGUGUUUGUUUGUUUGUUUGUUUUGAGGGGCACCUGUCUGUAUUGGGCUGAGUGAAACACAAGACAAGGGGCUCAGAGCAAAGGUGAAAACAAACAUGAACAUGUGAAAGACUUUUACUUUCCAAAAUUCAGUUUGUGGGUACUGGAGAGAUAACUAGUUUGACAUAAGUGAGAGUUGCUCUUGCAACUGGAAAAGCUGGACAGUUGUCAGCAUCCAUGGGAGAGUUUUCAUCCAUCAGUAACUGGACAUUGAGCAGACCUGAGACAGUUUGUCAUUGCCAAGGUCACAUCUUCCUCUGUAGACAAAACCUGACAAUUAAAAUGAUGAAAUCGG